Molecule: messenger RNA, 859 nt
Organism: Chrysemys picta bellii (western painted turtle)
Lineage: Eukaryota; Metazoa; Chordata; Testudines; Emydidae
Product: carcinoembryonic antigen-related cell adhesion molecule 16-like
Source: RefSeq, a predicted model, not a curated record
UGGAAUGAGGAACCCCCCCGAAAGCCCACACCGUGCAGGCUGCGACUGGACGCCCGGAGCUGCUGGGUGACAGGACAUGGGGACUCUCCCCGCUAGCCGGAACCUACCCAGCCCAUACAGCGCAUGGAUGGUUCUAAUCCUGGCAGCCUCCGCCCUGAGCUCCUCCCUCCAGCCGGCGCAAGCCCGGGACGGACUCACCAUCAGGCGGGAACCGGCGACCCUUGACGUGGGCGGGGACAUGACCCUGGUCGUGCUGGGCAUCGACCAGACCCUCCUGGUCUGCAGCUGGUACCGAGGGGCAGAAGCUGGCAUUGCCGCAAACUGGAUCCUCAGCUACGCCCCGUCCGCCACCCCCCAGAAAUUCUACGGCCCGGCCCACACGGGGCGGGAGACGGUGGGGCCCGGCUGCUCCCUGCACAUCACAGGGCUCAGGGGCACCGACGCCGGCAGCUACACCCUGACUGUACAGGGUCCUGGGUACAACCAGGCCAUCUCCAUGAGCGUCUCCUUCUCCGCCCGACCAGUCCCCUGGUUCCUGGCUGUCGUCGUGGGCGUGCCGUUGGCAGUUCUGGUGUGUGUGGCCCUGCUGGUGACUUUUAUCGUGUGUAAGAGACGUCGCGGCUCAGGUACCAGCAACCUGAUCGAACCCCCCGGGGAGAGAACAGGGAUCGUUCCAAAGUAGAAGAACCUGCCCCUCGGGCAGGGCCAGCUGCAAGUGCCAGGAACUCAGCCUGCCUGAGAUUUGCCGGUGCCCCUCACUCCCGACCCACAGCCCCUGGCUACCCCAUCACCAGGCUCCCCCUCCCAGCUCUGCCGGUGCCCCUCACUCCCGACCCACAGCCCCUGCCAGCCCAGCACC